GUUUUCUGCAAAACAAAAUCCAAAGAGCUCCAAAAUUUGAUCCUCCCUUGAACAACGUCAAGCGUGGCUAAUCCAAGUAGAAAGAGAAAGAUGAGCAGUUCUGAGGAGGUGUCGUGGAUUUCUUGGUUCUGCGGCCUUCGAGGAAAUGAAUUUUUUUGCGAGGUCGAUGAGGAUUACAUACAGGACAAGUUUAACCUGACAGGCUUAAAUGAGCAAGUACCACAUUAUAGACAAGCUUUGGAUAUGAUUCUGGAUUUAGAGCCAGAUGAUGAACUCGAAGAUAACCCUAACCAGUCGGAUCUAAUUGAACAAGCAGCUGAGAUGCUGUAUGGUCUGAUUCAUGCCCGAUACAUCCUAACAAAUCGAGGGAUCGCCCAAAUGAUAGAAAAGUACCAAGCCGGUGAUUUUGGACAUUGCCCCAGAGUUUAUUGCGAGGCAGAAAACAUGCUUCCUAUUGGUUUGUCAGACGUCCCUGGCGAGGCUAUGGUCAAGUCGUACUGUCCCAAGUGCAUGGACGUGUACACACCCAAGUCCUCGCGCCACCACCACUCAGACGGAGCGUACUUCGGGACAGGCUUCCCUCACAUGUUGUUCAUGGUCCAUCCAGAGUACAGACCCAAGCGUCCCGCCAACCAGUUUGUCCCAAGACUAUAUGGUUUCAAGAUUCAUCCUCUCGCAUACCAAAUCCAACAACAGGCUGCAGCCAACUUCAAAGUCCCACUGCGUGCUAUGAACUACGGAAACAAUGCCAAACGUUGACCUUAACUUUAGCUUUGUAAUGGGAACGGAACAUAGAAACAGUAGUUGCUGUGUUUUUUACUGUUGAUAACACCCUAGACUAAUCGUCAUACUAGGGAAUACAAGCUGUGUGUCCUAUUGGGAACCACCCAUAUUGUAUAAUGUGUUUAUGUUAAAUAAACAGAAAUAAUGGAUCAUUGAAUCUGAAACUUUCCAUUGUAAAAUAUCUUUUUGUUAUAGGCCUACUGUACAAAGUACCUGUGCUACUCGAACUAUGUUUAUUUUUAAGUUAAGUAAAAUGUAAUUUCCAAAUUUAGUUUUAUAAGUUUUUUUUGUAAGUUUAUCAAUUACUGUUUUUGACAUCAAAUAAAAUUAUUGAUCAUA
Macrosteles quadrilineatus (aster leafhopper) is the source of this 1122-nucleotide messenger RNA. Its product is annotated as casein kinase II subunit beta. The record is from RefSeq and is a predicted model, not a curated record. NCBI's taxonomy places the organism in Eukaryota, Metazoa, Arthropoda, Insecta, Hemiptera, Cicadellidae. Gene Ontology annotation, cellular component: protein kinase CK2 complex; cytoplasm. Gene Ontology annotation, molecular function: protein kinase regulator activity. The transcript is spliced from 6 exons. Bases 91 to 759 code for a protein of 222 amino acids.